CUCAGGGCCUCGGUCCUCCGCCCGCGCCUGCCGGAGCCUGUUCGCGUCGACUGACCAGAGUCCGCGAAUUCAACGCUCCGAGCCCGUUCGGACGGCCCCGACCCCCAGUUUUCUGUCCUUUGAACACACUAAGAAUAAUGUCCCUGCAUCAGUUCUUACUAGAGCCAAUCACCUGUCAUGCCUGGAACAGGGAUCGUACCCAGAUUGCCCUUAGCCCCAAUAACCACGAAGUCCACAUCUACAAGAAGAACGGGAGCCAGUGGGUGAAAGCUCAUGAACUCAAGGAGCACAACGGACACAUCACAGGUAUCGACUGGGCUCCCAAGAGUGACCGCAUCGUCACUUGUGGGGCUGACCGCAAUGCCUACGUGUGGAGUCAGAAAGAUGGUGUCUGGAAGCCGACCCUGGUGAUCCUGAGAAUUAACCGUGCGGCCACUUUUGUCAAGUGGUCCCCGCUAGAGAACAAAUUUGCUGUGGGCAGCGGAGCACGACUCAUUUCUGUUUGUUACUUCGAGUCCGAAAAUGACUGCAGACUUCCCUGGUGGCACAGUGGUUAAGAAUCCACCUGCCAG
Physeter macrocephalus (sperm whale) is the source of this 572-nucleotide messenger RNA. RefSeq names its product actin-related protein 2/3 complex subunit 1A-like. The record is from RefSeq and is a predicted model, not a curated record. Gene Ontology annotation, cellular component: Arp2/3 protein complex; actin cytoskeleton. Gene Ontology annotation, molecular function: actin filament binding. Lineage: Eukaryota; Metazoa; Chordata; Mammalia; Artiodactyla; Physeteridae. Bases 138 to 557 code for a protein of 139 amino acids. Gene Ontology annotation, biological process: Arp2/3 complex-mediated actin nucleation. The transcript has a single exon.